AUGGAGCAAAGGGAAUCCCCGGAGACGGCGCUGGGCUGUAGACAUCUGGCAGCGGUGGGACUGGAGGACUGGCUGAGCUCUGCGAUGAUGGUGGUGGGGUUGGAGCUUUGCCAGGGUGGUGCUGGUGGACUUUCCCCGGGGGCAGGAGGUACAGGUGUUCUUACACCAGCUCAAGCUAAAGCAGCUAAAUAUGGUGCUGGUCCUGGUGUAACUGGUAUUGGUGGUGUACCUGGCACAGGUUUACUCUUUCCUGGGGUAGGAGGUACUGGUGCACUCACCCCUGCUCAGGCAAAAGCUGCUAAAUAUGGUGCAGGAGUGGUUCCUGGUGGUGCUGGGAUUGUGCCAGGAGCCGGAGGGGUCUACCCUGGAACAGGAGGUCUGACACCCGCUCAAGCCAAAGCAGCUAAAUAUGGUUUGGGUGGGGCUGGUGGAGCUGGUGUUGGGCCUGGUUUUGGAGGACUGUAUCCUGGAGCAGGAGUUGGUGGAAUAGCAGGGGGAGCUGGAGGAAUUCCUGGAGCAGUACCAGGGGCAGGAGUGUAUCCAGGUGGAGUGAAGCCUCCUAAAUAUGGAGGAGCAGGAGGUGUCGUCCCAGGCUACGGUUCUGUUACUGGGAUCGGAGGACUACCUGGAUCUGUGCCUGGGGCUGGAGGGCUAGGUGCUGGUGCCAAACCUCCUAAAUAUGGAGUACCUGGAGGAACAGGUUUCGGAGUCCCCGGAGGAGUCCCCGGAGGAGUACCAGGAGGAGUACCAGGUGUGGUCCCAGGAGGAGUACCAAUAACUGGAGCUGGAGGAUACCCUGCUGGUGCCAAGGCUCUUAAAUAUGGUUUGGGUGGUGGUGGUUUACCAGGAGGAACUGGAGUUGUGCCUGGACAGAGACCAGGUUUGGGUGGAGCCAUAGGUGGAGUUGGAACAGGAACUGGAUAUCCCAUUGGAGGGUAUGGAACCGGGGCAAAACCACCUAAAUACGGUGUUCCGGGUGGAGUACCUGGUGGAGUACCUGGUGGUGUACCUGGCGGUGUACCGGGUGGAGUACCUGGAGGGUACCCAGCAGGUGUUAAACCUCCAAAAUAUGGAGUUGCGGGAGGUGCAGGAACGGUACCUGGUGCAGGAACACCACUGACUGGGACAGGAUUGGCACCAGGAGCCGGGGUUGGAGGAUAUCCUAGUGGAGUCAAACCUCCUAAAACUGGCACAGGGAUCACUGGAACUGAUAUAGCAGGUCCUGGUGCUACACCUGGUGGUGAUUUGGUGGUCGUACCGGGUGGUACUGGGGUGCCCAUUGCUCCAAGUGGAAAACCAGCAAAGCUUCCAAUCCUGACUCCUGGAGGGACUGCUGUACCAGGACCGACGGCUAUUGUAGCAACUGGCAAGGCCCCUGAGCCCAGUGGUGUGCAAAGAGUGCCUGGCGCUGGUCUCUCUAAACCUGGAGCUGGUCCUGGUGGGGUUUAUCCCUAUGGCUAUGGCCCAUAUUAUGGAGGCACUGGACCAUCUGGAAUCGGAACUGGGGUGUUACCUGGAGCCAAGCCUCUGAAAGCCCCUGGUGUUGGAGGAGCAGGCACUGCUGCAGGUGUAGGUGGAGUUGGAGGGGCAGGAGGUGUUCCUGGACUCAUACCUGGAGCAGGUGGAGGGUUUCCAGCAGGUGUUGGACUGGGAGCUGGUGCUAAACCACCUAAACCAGGCUACGGUUCUUUGGGUACAGGAUAUGCUCAGCCAGGUGGUGCAGUUCCAGGAUAUGGAGGAUAUCCACAAGCAUAUCCAGGAGGAUAUGGAGCAGGACUUUCACCACAACAAGCCAAAGCAGCCAAAUAUGGAGGUGGACUGACGGGAUUCCUGGGAGGAGGUUAUCGAGGUGGAGCGGGCUGCCAAGGAAAAUACUGCGGGAGGAGAAGAAAGUAAACGAUCUCUUGAGAUGUGAAGUGACCUCAAGAAACAUGGUGCUACUGCAUGCUCUAGAAUGUACUUUUGAUACUCAAACAAACGAUCCCAUCAUGCACAAGUGUUAUGUUUUUAUAUUGAUAGUAAAUAUUUGUAACAAAUCCAAAUCCAGAUCCAUGAAACACCUAGUGUUUUGUGGCAUUAAUUCAAUCCUGAUUGUUUAUGGCACAUUCCAUCAUGUUACUGUUUCCUGUUGUAGGGUUGCAUAUAUAACCGGGUUCAUAAGCUGCCAAUGCUGUUGUGUAGCUAUAAACGUUUUAAGCACCGACCUUUUAGUUUUGGAGUUCUGAGACCACCCGAAGCUCUUUCGUUCAUUUGCAGUCAUGAUCUUGCUCUCUAGACUCUUAAAAUAAUGGCAUUUCUUGCCAACGUACAGUACUUAGUAUCUUGCCUGCCAUUUGGAGUAAGUGAAAGCAUUGAGCUCCAGGAGUCCUGUCAUACUGCUGAUUAAACUCUGGGUUGAAAUACUUCACAUCUGGCUGUGCUUCAGCUUAGCGGUUUGCUUGUUAUUUUUGACCCUUCACCAGCUUUCUGUGCAGAUGAGCCUUCCAACUACAGUCCUUUAUGGGUGAAUCCCUUCCAAAAAAGAAAUUAUACUUCGCAAAAAUUUUAGGAGCAUAUGACAAUUAAGCACAUUUUCCACCAAGAUCCUUAUUACAGUAAUGCGUUCAGAGCUUUUACUUUUGAGGGGUUGUUUUGUAAUUAUUUGUAAUCAUUAAUUAUGCUCAAUGGUAAUAUUAUAUUCUCAUUACUGUAAUACAAACAUUUUUAUUUAAUGCGACAUGUUCUUGACAUGUUUUGUGCGAUUCACCCCCUCUGGAUGAUUUAGGCUUUCAUGAAGCAUUAGUGAGUGUCUUUUGAUUUGAGACACCAUGUGUUUUUAUAAGUAGGCCAUAAUGUGCGUGCAAAUGCAUAUUAUAGGCUUUAAAUACAUAUUAUGCUAAGAGAGCUUUGUGGAUGGCUGAACGAACGUCAACUAACAGCGUGCGGCUCAAUCGCAACAUUCAUUCCUGCACACUGUGUGAAGUAUGAAGAGCUUUGCUCUGAUUAUGCUAAGAACAAGCAGAAGUGAACGACGGCUUGUGUCUAAUAUCAAUCACCUAUUUUGGUAUCUGUCCGGUGAAGGGAACAAACUGAAAGUAAACGUGUAAAAUAGUAAUCAUAAUUCUGACUUGUACAUUAUGUAUGUUUAAACCUGGAAGAUUAACAGAUGUGCUUAUGUUUUUCCCUGGACCCGGGGACUACAGGUGCUUCCAUCAUUUGACCAAGAAUGUGUUUCUUUAAUCAUUGUGUAUUCACAUAGAAUUAGUUUAAAUACAUAUAAAAUAUAUAUAUAAAUCAUAUGCUUACAGUAGAUUGGAUCAUUAUCAACAGGUUACUUUGUCUUAUGUUGUUUGUUUUGCACCAGUUGAACUUGACAUGUUGACCAGUUAUCAAGUUUGUACACAUCAUAUGACAAUAACUUUUUUUUUUUUUUGCUUUAAAUAGCUUAUGCAUUGUAGUCACUGUGGAACUUGCAAAACUGUGUGUGAUAUUUUAAGAUGUGAGUGUCUUUGUGUGUGUGUGUGUAGGUUAUGUAUGUAAAUCCCCCCAAAGUGUGUGCGUCUGUGUCCCAAAAGCCUCACUAGCCAAUGUAUUAUCAAACAUAUAAUGUGUCAAUUUUUGCUAUAUUUGGUUGAUACUGUUUUUCAAUCCAUCUGGAGAGACACUUUAUCAUGUAUUAAUAUACCUGGUGCUGUAUUUGACCUGCCUGUGAGCCCUACCAGGUCUUCUCUAUUGUGCCGUAGGAUUUCCAUCUUAUUUAAAUAAAGGGGCGGGGCUAUUGCACUUUUUCCACAACCUAUAUUCUGACUAGUUUCCGGAAAUCCCGGCAUUUUACCUGCUCUAGUGAAAAAUGAAAUAAAAUAUUUUAAAUAAAUAAAAAAACAA
This is a messenger RNA of Ctenopharyngodon idella (grass carp), 3864 nucleotides long. RefSeq names its product elastin a (gene elna). The record is from RefSeq and is a predicted model, not a curated record. Bases 1 to 1896 code for a protein of 631 amino acids. The transcript has 35 exons. NCBI's taxonomy places the organism in Eukaryota, Metazoa, Chordata, Actinopteri, Cypriniformes, Xenocyprididae.